GGCUGGCUCUCCAGAAUCAUGGACUGUGCUGAUAUGCCUUGCUUGCUGUCAAGACACCAUGAUUCCUGGUAACCGAAUGCUGAUGGUCAUCCUACUAUGCCAAGUCCUGCUAGGAGGUACUAACCAUGCUAGCCUGAUACCGGAGACCGGCAGGAAGAAAGUCGCAGAGCUUCAGGGACAAGCCGGAUCCGGACGCCGCUCUGCCCAAAGCCAUGAACUCUUGCGGGGUUUCGAAACAACUCUGCUGCAGAUGUUUGGGCUGCGAAGGCGGCCUCAGCCCAGCAAGUCAGCCGUCAUUCCUAGUUACAUGCUGGAUCUCUAUCGACUCCAGUCUGGAGAAGAGGAGGAAAGCCUCCAGGAAAUUAGCCUGCAGUACCCUGAGCGAUCGACCAGCCGGGCAAACACCGUGAGGAGUUUCCACCAUGAAGAGCACCUGGAGACCGUCCCGGGUCCCAGCGAGGCGCCCCGGAUCCGCUUCGUCUUCAACCUCAGCAGCGUGCCGGAAAACGAGGUGAUCUCCUCGGCGGAGCUGCGGCUGUACCGGGAGCAGGUGGAGGAGCCGAGCGCGGCGUGGGAGAGGGGCUUCCACCGGAUAAACAUUUACGAAGUGAUGAAGCCGCUGUCGGAGCGUGCUCAGGCCAUUACGCGCCUGUUGGACACGCGUCUGGUGCACCACAACGUGACGCGCUGGGAGACCUUUGAUGUGAGCCCGGCUGUGAUCCGGUGGACCAAGGACAAGCAACCGAACCACGGGCUGGUGAUCGAGGUGACCCACCUCCACCACGCACAGACUCAUCAGGGCAAACACGUCAGGAUUAGCCGAUCUUUACCUCAAGGGCGCGGGGACUGGGCUCAGCUCAGGCCGCUCCUGGUCACUUUUGGGCACGACGGGCGAGGCCACGCGCUGACCCGUAGAGCCCGCCGGAGCCCCAAGCACCAGCGUUCCCGCAAGAACAAAAAAAACUGCCGCCGCCAUGCCCUCUAUGUGGAUUUCAGCGACGUGGGCUGGAACGACUGGAUCGUGGCACCCCCGGGGUACCAGGCGUUUUACUGCCACGGGGACUGCCCCUUCCCUCUGGCCGACCACCUCAACUCCACGAACCACGCCAUCGUGCAGACGCUGGUGAACUCCGUGAACUCCAGCAUCCCCAAGGCCUGCUGCGUGCCCACGGAGCUGAGCGCCAUCUCCAUGCUCUACCUGGAUGAGUAUGACAAGGUACCGCGGAUCCCCCUGUGCUGGGGCUGCGCCACGUGGGAGAUGAGGGUCCCUGGAGAUUAAGAGCUGCUUCUCCCGGCCGCUGGGAAUAGAGCCGACCUUGCUAACCUGGCCCAAGCCUUUGCAAAGCAACCCACCAAAAAUGCAUUUGAAAAGAAGGUGAAGAUUUACCUGAGGGCUUUAUGCUAAACCCAAUGGGUUUUAUACCCUUCGUCCAUCUUCAGGAUUCCCCAGGUUUUAAAACUAUUAACAUUUCCCCCCCGCUCCUCCCCUCCUCACUGGAGAUUGGCUUCUUUGGGAAGCUUCAAAGGUUUGCACGGGUCCUUUGAAGAUCAAAUCGCCCCAUUACAAUGCCAAAAAAAAAAAAAGAUAUCUGGAGCAGUUAAAUAUGUGUUAGCUAAUAGCUACCUGUGCUGUGUCCUUUCCAAAUUGCUUCCGAGCAGGAAGGUGAUCAGAGCCGAGCAGGUACAGUUGGAGGUAUCUAGGGCCUGAAACCCCUGGCUCAAAUCCAUCGGAUGGACUGUGUUUGGCUUGGAAAAUAGGGAGCUGUGCCAUGGGGUGCGUGCGUGGGGCUCGUGUCCUCGGUGAUUGUGGGAGUGGGAAGGGACAGGAGC
Gymnogyps californianus (California condor) is the source of this 1830-nucleotide messenger RNA. RefSeq names its product bone morphogenetic protein 4 (gene BMP4). Bases 59 to 1279 code for a protein of 406 amino acids. Lineage: Eukaryota; Metazoa; Chordata; Aves; Accipitriformes; Cathartidae. Gene Ontology annotation, cellular component: extracellular region. Gene Ontology annotation, molecular function: cytokine activity; growth factor activity; BMP receptor binding. The record is from RefSeq and is a predicted model, not a curated record. The transcript has 4 exons. Gene Ontology annotation, biological process: negative regulation of transcription by RNA polymerase II; SMAD protein signal transduction; negative regulation of apoptotic process.